GUUAUCGUAAAGUGUAGUCGUUACAUAGAAACUAUAAAAGCAACUUGUUUUCAUCGUCAUUUAUUCUUUAUUUCUCUCUAUUUCUCCCUCUCUCUCUCUCUCUCCCUCUCUUUUACGUAUCUGCAAAAUGAAUAUCUACGACGAAUUAGACGAGGGUUCAGAUUUGUGCGGAUCCGAUCCUAGCAAAAUCCACAUAAGGAAAUUCUACCCUAUGAAUGGUAAAAAUCGUGGCUUGGCUAUUAUAUUUUCUCACACUAUAUUCCUAGGGCCUUACGAACCACGAAUAGGAAACGAUGUAGAUUGCAAUCGAAUGGAAUCUUUAUUAAAAGAGUUAGGUUUCGAGGUAAAGAUUUAUAAGGAUCGUAGAAAGCAGCAAAUAUUCAAAAUAUUGUCUGAAGUUUCAGACAUGGAUCAUUCUGAUAAUGAUUGUCUUGCAAUCGUUGUAAUGUCACAUGGUGAUCCAGGCAUACUGCAGUCAUACGAUGAGCCAUAUAAAGUCCAUGAAUUUUGGUCUAAAUUUACAAAAACGAAUUGUCCCUCUCUCGAAGGAAAACCGAAACUAUUCUUUAUACAAGCUUGCCGAGGUGAUGAAACUGAUUCUGGUAUCCUUUUGAAGAGUCCGAAUCAAACGUAUUUUCAAUAUCAGUCAUUACCAAAAUACAAUACUAUGACUGACGUAAAGCUUCUCAGAUAUACUCAGGAAGAAUUAGAAAUAUUUCUUACACCAGGUGAACCAGAUUUCUUAAUCGGAUAUGCAACCACAGCAGGUCAUUGUUCAUUUAGAAGAAAUAAAGGAUCGUGGUAUAUCGAAGAACUUUACUCGAUAUUUCAACAAUAUGGAAGAAAGUACGACUUAUUGACUUUACUCACUUUCGUCGCCCAACAAGUUGCAGUGAAAUACGUAUCUUUCUCACCAAUGAAGCCAGAAAUUGAUGAUAAACUUCAAAUACCAUGUAUCAUACAUACGUUAGUCAAACAAUUGUACUUUUUUCCUGAAGAAGCCGAAGAUGUACCUGUGAAUUUACAAUUAGAUUGAUAUGUAGCUAUUUUCGGGAAAUAAUAAACCAGAUUUUAUAACAUA
Vespula vulgaris is the source of this 1081-nucleotide messenger RNA. Its product is annotated as caspase-1-like. Gene Ontology annotation, biological process: apoptotic process; proteolysis. Lineage: Eukaryota; Metazoa; Arthropoda; Insecta; Hymenoptera; Vespidae. Gene Ontology annotation, cellular component: cytoplasm. The transcript is spliced from 4 exons. The record is from RefSeq and is a predicted model, not a curated record. The coding region runs from base 128 to 1036 and encodes 302 amino acids.